Messenger RNA from Phragmites australis (common reed), 3025 nucleotides. RefSeq names its product receptor-like protein EIX1. Gene Ontology annotation, molecular function: protein binding. The record is from RefSeq and is a predicted model, not a curated record. Lineage: Eukaryota; Viridiplantae; Streptophyta; Magnoliopsida; Poales; Poaceae.
GACCGUUAAUAUAGCAGCGCGGUGCUGCGGUGCUGCCUACAAAUCACCGACGGCUGCAAAAACACCUGAAAAUCGACAUGAUGCUAGCUUUCAGCAUGUCCACCGCCGGUUUCCUGCUCCUCGUAGUCAUCAUAGCAGCAGCUUCCUCUUCCUUCACCGGCGUCCACGCGGGCGCCGCCUGUGCGCCCAAGGAGAGGGACGCCCUCCUGGCGUUCAAGCAAGGCAUCACCAGCGACCCCGGGGGCCUCCUGGCGUCAUGGCAGCCAGAAGAUGAGCAUGACUGCUGCCAAUGGGGAGGAGUCCAGUGCAGCAACCUUACGGGCCAUGUCCUCGAGCUGCACCUCGGAGGCGGAGGUCUGACCGGAGAGAUAAGUCGUUCUCUGCUCUCCUUGCAGCAUCUUGAAUAUGUCAAUGUCAGCAUGAACAGCCUCCAGGGGCCGACCGGCCAAGUCCCAGAGUUCCUGGGAUCUUUCAAGAACCUAAGAUAUCUUGACCUCUCUAACAUACCGUUUUCCGGUAGGGUGCCUCCUCAGCUUGGCAACCUCUCAAAGCUGCAGUAUCUUGAUCUUUCAAACACUGGUUCGCAGGAGCAGUACAUGUACUCUACUGAUCUCUCGUGGUUAACACACCUACCUUUGUUGCAGUACCUCAACAUGGGGUCGGUAAAUCUUGGCAUGGUAACUGACUGGCCGUAUGUGGUGAAUAUGUUGCCUUGUUUGAGGGUCCUUAUUCUCGAUGAUUGCUCGCUAACAAGUGCAAACCAAUCGCUCCCACGCCUUAACCUUACAAACCUUGAGGAGCUCGAUCUCUCCUUGAAUAGCUUUCACCACCCAGUUGCAUCUUGUUGGUUUUGGAACCUAAGAAGCCUAGUGUACCUCUCGGGAACUGAGCUGUACGGACAACUUCCAAGUACGCUGGGAGACAUGGUAUCCCUUCAAGUACUAGAGUUGUCAUAUAAUAGUAAUAAUAACUUGAGCAUGACGACGACAAACUUGAAGAACCUAUGCAACUUGACUGUUCUAGCUCUUGAUGCAUCUCUUUCAUAUGGAAAUAUAACAGAGUUGAUUGAGAGGUUGCCGCAGUGUUCAUCAAACAAGUUGCAGGAGUUGCAUCUACAGUCAAACUACCUGGUAGGGUUCCUACCAAGCAACAUGGGGCACUUGGCCAGUAUAGUCACUCUUGUUCUCAGUGGUAACAACAUUACUGGACCUCUCCCAGCAUUUAUAUGGCAUUUUGCACAUUUGAGGACCCUUGACCUCUCUGCCAACCACCUCACUGGACAUGUGCCAUCUGAAAUAGGUAUGCUAGCUAAUUUGACUAAGUUGGAUCUAAGAGGCAAUGACUUGGAUGGUUCGAUCACAGAAGAACACUUGGACGGUUUACAAAGCUUAGAGUACAUAGACUUAUCUAAGAAUCAAUUGAAGAUUGUGGUGGGUUCAAAAUGGCUACCCACGUUUAGACUACAAGAAGCAUAUUUUGCAUCGUGCCAGGUCGGUCCUCUAUUUCCUGCAUGGCUUAAAUGGCAAGUGGAUAUUCUUCGGCUUGAUAUCUCAAACACAGGUAUAAUAGAUAGGCUUCCAGAUUGGUUUUGUAAUACAUUUUCAAAGGUCACAUUCUUGGAAAUCUCCAAUAAUCAAAUCAGUGAUGGCUUGCCAACAAAUAUGGAUAUCAUGUCAUUGGAUGCACUAUAUUUCAGUUCAAACAACCUAACCGGUCAAAUACCUCCAUUGCCAAGAAACCUCAGCGUGUUGGAUAUCUCGAGAAAUUCUUUAUCAGGACCCUUGCCAUCAAAUUUUGGAGCGCCAAAUCUAGAUUUGAUUGCAUUGUAUUCUAAUUACAUCAGUGGUCAGAUACCAACAUCUAUCUGUGAAUUGAGCUUGUAUGGCUUGGAUUUGAUAUCAGGUGUCAUACCUCCGCAUCUAUCAAAUCUAACGUUUAUGACAAGAAGAUAUAUACUGGAUCCUUACAAGGACGUUCCCGCCGGGUUCCAAGAUAUAAUUGGUGAAUUAUUAAUAGACACCAAGGGACAACAACUCAAUUACCAUGGUGCGGGUGUUUUGGAGAUACUGAGCAUUGACCUCUCAUCGAACCAUUUAACCGGUAAAAUUCCAGACGGGAUAACAUCUCUCGAUGGAUUGGUAAAUCUGAACUUAUCUCGAAAUCAACUGAAUGGAGAAGUUCCUGACAAGAUUGGGGCCAUGCAGUCGUUGGAGUCACUUGACCUCUCCAACAACAAUCUUUUUGGAGAAAUCCCAUCAAGCAUAUCAAAUUUGACAUUUUUAAGCAUUUUGGACUUGUCUUAUAAUAAUCUAACAGGAAGAAUACCAUCAGGACGUCAACUUGACACUCUCUACACAGGGAAUCCCUCUAUGUACGACGGAAACACCGGUCUAUGUGGGCGUCCUCUUCAAAGGAAUUGUGGAAGCAAUAAUACAUCUGAGCAUGGAGAUGAAAAGAGAGAUGAACAUCAUUCUGGGCCAAUGUUCUUUUACUUUGGACUUGGCAUCGGAUAUGUAGUUGGUCUAUGGGUGGUGUUUUGUGCCCUACUAUUCCAGAAAGCGUGGAGGAUUGCUUAUUUUCGCCUAGUCGGCAGGUUUUAUGAUAAAAUUUAUGUGUUUGUGGUUAUAACAUGGAAAAGCUUUACUAGAAAGGCAGACGUACGCUAAGUGCUAAAAAACAACUAACGGUGAUGUGGCUCCCACUGUAAUGGAGUUCUACGAAUACUUGGAAGGUGAACAGGUGAAGUGGCAUUUAGCAACAUCUAUAUUAGAUUGUGUAUCUUGUUUUGGGUGAAGCUGUAAUAAUUGGUGUUCAUGUAAUGCUUGUAAUGCAUAUAUAUAUAUAUAUAUGCAGAUAUUUAUUUGUACUCAUCGGUCAUGAUGAACCCAGUGAUUUGGUUUUCUUCUCUUCCAGUUCUUAUUCCAUUUAUGUUAGUUCAAAGACCUCUCUCCCUCUCCUCUGUAUUAGAUGUCAAAGAGAAGAUUUGGUCCAUAUUAUACCUUUUUAGAUGGGAGAUUACUCGGCU